Parnassius apollo (apollo) is the source of this 444-nucleotide messenger RNA. Lineage: Eukaryota; Metazoa; Arthropoda; Insecta; Lepidoptera; Papilionidae. The record is from the annotation of a GenBank genome assembly.
AUGGAACAAAGAAGAUUGCGCAAAGGGCCGCUGCCUGGAGGUCGCCAGGGCGCGUCUGGAGCUGGCGCUGGACGCGACAGCAUGCGAACCGCCAGCCGAGCGCGAGGUGCUGCACGACCACCCAGCAGCCCCUCGCAUCCAUCAUCCCCACCAGCUUGCUUGGUGUCGGCAGGGUCUUCGCAGACCCAGCAAUCGGCACCCGCCACUGGUGGAGUGCGCCGCAUGCGAUGGACCAUCAAUAUGAAUACAAACGCAUUGCGGGCGUAUUUUAGGGCGAAAGGGGGAGAAAUUGGAGGUUUCGCGUAUCGGGCUAGGAUGCAUCGUCUUUUUACUGAGCUGGAGCCAUCUAUUACUGUCACCGAGCAAAACCUGGCAGACCGAGUUCGGUAUAUCUUACGCUCAAAUAUAUUUGAUGGCACCGAACCGGCUGGGAACAGCCAUUAA